AUGGCCACCAUCUGCGAGCCACCAUCCGACUACCCUGCUGAAAUCAUCGGCUAUGCGGAGCCAUGGAUCGUGAGUCCUGGUGACACAGUCGCUAUCAAGAUCUCAUCGACAGAACCUGAAUACAAAUAUCGUACCGUCCGGAUCAUCCAGAGUGUCGAUAUCGAGCACUCCCCGAGGAAACAGGAGGAGGUCAUCUCCGUCAUUCCGGCCGGGGAGGGUAAGGGUCGAUAUCAACUUGCACGACCUGGGUCCUACGCUCUUGUCGAGGACUGGGUGCCAGGCUCAGUAAGCAAUGUGAAAGGACUCGAAAUUUCUUUCUACAUGCAACCAUGGUUGCCCAAGUCUGGCCACACUCAGACCCUCGUCUCCGCGCUUGACGUGGAUCUCAAGACAGGGUUUGCUGCGGUGAUCACGGAAGCCGGAAAGCUGGAUUUCUGGAUUGGCACGGGCAAGGAUGUCGAGGUCAUCACCACCGACUUCGGCCCCGCGAAGAAGAGAUGGGUUGAAGUCAAAGUGGUCCUCGAGGGGAUUGCUUUCGCCGGUUCGAUUACGCCCGUUUCGCUUUUCGCGGAACCUCCUCUGCCUCCCAUCAAAGUCGAACGUCAACUUACCAAUCCAUUUGCCAUGCCCGCUUCUACUUCUCUCCUGUUCGGUGCAAGCUACGCGGAAUCUACAACUGCGCCGUUCCCACGUCCGACAAACUUUUUCAACGGCCGUUUGGACAGCCCGUCCAUCAAAACAACCAACACGCCAACAACUACCCUCGUCAAGUACGACUUCUCUCGGAAUAUGUCUAGCGACUUGAUAACCGACGUCUCAGGAAAUGGCCAUACCGGCAAACUCAUCAAUGCGCCUACUCGAGCAGUUAGAGGUUGGGAUUGGGACGGCACCGAAUCCGAUUGGACCAAAGCGAAAUACGGCUACGGAGCGAUCCACUUUCAUGAAGACGAUCUGGAUGACGCGCAAUGGGAGACCGACUUCAGCAUCACCAUCCCCGAAGAUGCACGGUCAGGUGCAUAUGCCGUCGAAGUCGACGCAACGAGCGGCAAAACCUCAGACAGCAUUCCUUUCUUCGUCCGACCCAGCAAGAAGGCCUGGAAACAGCGAGAAGGUAAAGUAGCCCUCGUCAUCUCUACAUUUACGUACCUCGCAUACGCGAAUGAACAUCUAUGGGAGAAGACGCGGCUGUCGGCCAUCGACGUCGGACCCAACUUUGACCCAACCAACAUCGCCCAAAGCGAACAUUUUGAGCGGCUCAAGCGACGCUCCGACCUCGGUCUAUCCAACUACGACGUGCACAACGACGAGUCCGGCGUCGUGUAUUCUUCUGCAAAGCGACCAAUUCUCAACAUCCGACCAAACUAUAUCAUGUGGGCAUUCAAACGGCCCCGGGAAUUCAGCGCUGAUACCAUGUUAAUUGGGCUGCUGGAGCGGGAGCAGGUGCCCUAUGAGAUCAUCACGGACCACGACCUGCACGAACGAGGCGUCGCAGCUAUCAGCGGCUUCAAUACAGUCAUCACGGGAGCCCACCCCGAAUAUCCCAGCGUUGAAUCGUACAAUGCCUAUACCGCAUAUGCGACACAGGGAGGAAAUCUAAUGUAUCUCGGCGGCAACGGCUUUUAUUGGGUCACUGCUACCGACAUGGCGAUGCGGCCGCAUCGACUCGAAGUCCGUCGCGGAGAUCAAGGGGUGCGCUCCUACGGUCUUCCCGGCGGCGAGCACGUGCUCAGUACCAACGGCCAGCUCGGCACGCUCUGGCGCACCCGUGGCCGUGCGUGUAAUGUGCUCUUUGGCAUUGGCUUUUCCGGCGAGGGCGCCGGGCCGGGCGUCCCCUAUAAACGCACAGACCUAAGCAAGACAGACAAGUCCGUCAGUUGGAUGUUCGAAGGUUUCGCCGACGGCGAGGACCUCAUCGGUGAAUUUGGCCUCGGCGGCGGCGCCAGCGGCGAUGAGAUGGACCGCUUCGACGAAGCCAUUGGGAGUCCCUCAUGCGUUAAGAUUCUAGCAUCCAGCACGGGUCAUCCAGACGAUUUCUGCAUUGUGCCCGAAGACCUCGUGUUCCCGCCCGUGCACACGCUGGGUACACAAACGGAUCUCAUCCGCUCGGAUCUCACGUAUUACGUCAAUAGUGGAGGAGGGGGGAUUUUUUCUGUCGGAAGUAUCAAUUGGAUGUGUUCGCUGGGCUGGGACGAUUAUCAGAAUAAUGUUGCCAAGUUGACUGCGAAUGUGAUUAAGGGGUUCUUGGGGGGAUUGAGAUGA
Messenger RNA from Rhinocladiella mackenziei CBS 650.93, 2259 nucleotides. RefSeq lists its product as uncharacterized. The record is from RefSeq and is a predicted model, not a curated record. Bases 1 to 2259 code for a protein of 752 amino acids. NCBI's taxonomy places the organism in Eukaryota, Fungi, Ascomycota, Eurotiomycetes, Chaetothyriales, Herpotrichiellaceae. The transcript is spliced from 2 exons.